AUGGCUCCUCUCAAACUUCUUCUCGUGCUGUGGCUUGGUCUCGCUACGAGCUCGGAGCUGCAUCGUCAGAAGAGAAUCAUUGGAGGUAGGACCUGUCAAGGAACCGAGCGUCACUACCAUGUGAAACUGGAGGCAAGAGGUGGAGGACGUACAUCCCGCUGCGGAGGCUCUCUGAUCAGUCCCCAGUGGAUUCUCACUGCAGCUCACUGCUGGAAACCCGGAUGGACCAUGUCUGCAACUGUAGGAGUUCAUCCGGUUCCAGUAGAGAGGCCUCAAGUCAUCACUGAACAUCACAUCUUUCAGGACCAACAUCGGAGGAGUGAUGACAUCAUGCUGCUGAAGCUGCCGAAUCCAUCCAGGAUUACACCUGUGCCUCUUCCUGACUGUCAAAAUCGGCUCCGCAUAGGAGAUUGCGUUCGGGCGGCAGGAUAUGGUCCUGAUCGGAUGGGCCCAUACAAUGAGAGAACACCUGGUAGGUCCAGCACUCUUCAAUGUGCCAACUUUGACAUUGUGGACUGCAGAAAGCUUCGGAACAUUGUGACCAUUGAUGCCCAGAACCCUCUGAAUGUUGAAGACCAAGCCAGACUGUAUCAGUCCUGGUUCUGCAUUCAAAGCCCUGGAAGGGACAUAUGUCGAGGAGACUCUGGUGGAGGUGUGGAGUACGCCCACAAGAUUUAUGGAGUCAUUUCUUUCGUCGGUGAUCCUUCGUUCGCCUGCACUGAAGCAGCUGGUGUUAUGGACUGCAGAUGA
Molecule: messenger RNA, 750 nt
Organism: Salarias fasciatus (jewelled blenny)
Lineage: Eukaryota; Metazoa; Chordata; Actinopteri; Blenniiformes; Blenniidae
Product: mast cell protease 4-like
Exons: 7
Coding region: 1-750 (249 amino acids)
Biological process (GO): proteolysis
Molecular function (GO): serine-type endopeptidase activity
Source: RefSeq, a predicted model, not a curated record